Tribolium madens (black flour beetle) is the source of this 705-nucleotide messenger RNA. RefSeq names its product succinate dehydrogenase cytochrome b560 subunit, mitochondrial-like. Bases 91 to 612 code for a protein of 173 amino acids. The transcript has 3 exons. Gene Ontology annotation, cellular component: membrane. The record is from RefSeq and is a predicted model, not a curated record. NCBI's taxonomy places the organism in Eukaryota, Metazoa, Arthropoda, Insecta, Coleoptera, Tenebrionidae. Gene Ontology annotation, molecular function: electron transfer activity; succinate dehydrogenase activity. Gene Ontology annotation, biological process: tricarboxylic acid cycle; mitochondrial electron transport, succinate to ubiquinone.
UUUAAAAAAGAUCAAGAAACUACAAAGAAUAAAAAAAUGAGCAAACUUCAAGUUUGACAACAUUUAAUUAGCAAUUUGCAAAGUUGGAAAAUGUCUGUAAUAUUCAGAUUAGUUAAUCGGCAAAUUCCUCUUCAAUUCACAAAUAAAAAUCUUGGAUUGUUGUCACUGGUCCGUCCAGUGACUCUGAAGCCCCAACCUGCCCCCAAAGAGGAAGAUUUGGGCCAUGACGCACGCAACAUGAAACUGGGGCGUCCACAAUCGCCACAUUUGACAAUUUAUGCUCCACAAAUGACUAGCAUGUUGUCAAUUUCGCACAGAGCGACAGGCAUGAUUCUUGCUUUUUAUACCAUUAUGCUGGGAACGGCGGCAGUUGUAGUCCCUGACCCAAUUUCAUGUUAUUUGGACGCUUUGGAGGAGUACCAUGUGGGGGGUGUUGUUUUAUCAGCAAGUAAAUUUAUCCUGGCAUUCCCCAUGUGUUAUCAUUACUGGAAUGGAAUCCGACACUUGGCUUGGGAUUUUGGCCUUUUCCUCACACUAAAAGAAGUAUAUGCCACUGGAUUUGCAAUGUUGGGGCUGGCUUUCAGCUCUGCGGUUGCUCUUGCUGUUAUGUAAAAUAAAUAUUAAAUUGAUUCAAAAUUUAGCGCGACACUGCUAGUGCUGCGCCCUACGUUUGACAUUUAAUUACAGUUUCCUGUUCAGGGAAAA